This is a messenger RNA of Piliocolobus tephrosceles (Ugandan red Colobus), 255 nucleotides long. RefSeq names its product transmembrane protein 278 (gene TMEM278). Gene Ontology annotation, molecular function: PDZ domain binding. Gene Ontology annotation, biological process: negative regulation of canonical Wnt signaling pathway. NCBI's taxonomy places the organism in Eukaryota, Metazoa, Chordata, Mammalia, Primates, Cercopithecidae. The record is from RefSeq and is a predicted model, not a curated record. Gene Ontology annotation, cellular component: plasma membrane. The transcript has a single exon. The annotation marks the transcript as partial.
AUGAGUGAGCAGGGAAGGGAGACAGAGGAGGAAGAGGGAGGCGGUGAUUUGGACACAGCGCCUAUGCUGCCCCAGAGACCUCCCGACCACCAGGCCUCAGCCCUGCCGUGGCCAGGGUGGCCGGGGCCCCUGCUGCUGCCCGGCCGGCUGGUGGCCGGGCUCCUGCUGCACCUCCUGCUGCCCGCCACAGCCUUCCUGCUGGUGCUCCUGCCCGCAGCGGCCGUCGUCUACCUGGGAUUCCUGUGCCACUCGAGG